AUGAUAUACCUCAAGACGCUACUUAACGUUAUAGACAACUCUGGGGCUCAAGUAGUUGAAUGUAUAAAAAUUCUUCGCCAUAAACCAAAAUCUUGUGGCCAUGUAGGUGAUCAAAUAACAUGUGUAGUGAAACAAGCUAGACCUACAAAUUUCGACUCUGUUCAUGGAACGUCGUCGGCGGCGAAUAGAGUUAAGAGAAGAGAUAUAUGUCGAGCAGUUAUAGUGAGGACAAAGGCACCGUUUAGGAGACCAGAUGGGUCAGUAGUUCGUUUCGAUGAUAAUGCUUGUGUAUUGAUAAAUAAAAAUGGUGAGCCCUUGGGAACUAGAAUCAAUUCUGUUGUUGCUAAAGAGUUGAGAAAUUUGAAUUAUAACAAGAUUGUCUCUUUGGCUCCAAAGACAUUUUGA
Molecule: messenger RNA, 405 nt
Organism: Lodderomyces oxycetoniae
Lineage: Eukaryota; Fungi; Ascomycota; Pichiomycetes; Serinales; Debaryomycetaceae
Product: mitochondrial 54S ribosomal protein uL14m
Exons: 1
Coding region: 1-405 (134 amino acids)
Biological process (GO): translation
Cellular component (GO): mitochondrial large ribosomal subunit; ribosome
Molecular function (GO): large ribosomal subunit rRNA binding; structural constituent of ribosome
Source: RefSeq, a predicted model, not a curated record